CAAAUGAUAACUGGUAACAUUUUAACUGACGCCUCAAAAUGGCGGAUUAUAUAUUUGUUAUCUGUGUGAACAGUAAAGUGCGGUCUGGUGAUUGAAAUAUAAUUCUAUUUAUUCCGUAUUCGUUAUAGUGAAUAUUUUAUAGUAGACACAAUGGCACGAAACAAAUCUCCUUCAGUUACAUCGGAAAAAGAAAAGAAGAAACCAAAGGAUAAAAAGAAAAAAGGUGAUUCGGGAUCCAGCAGUAGUGAAAGUAGUGGAAGUUCUUCGGAAAGUAGUUCGUCCAGGUCUUCAUCGCGUUCAUCAUCAAGUAGUUCUGGUAGCUCGUCACGAUCUUCUUCAAGUUCCAGCUCGUCCAGCAGCAGUAGCAGUAACAAUGAUAGAUCCAGAGCUAAGAAAAAGAUUUCACCAAACAAAAGUCCAGUUAAAGAUAGAAGGGAGGGAGCUGAUAGGGAUAAGGCGAGAGAUAGAUCACCUCUGAGUGAUAAAAAAAAAUUAGCACCACCAUCAGCUAAUGACAAGGUCAAAAAUAAAGAGAAACAUGAAAGGUCACCAGGUCGUAAAAAACGUGAACGUUCACCACCCCCGCGUCCCACUAGAAUACAUAUAGGACGUCUAACAUUAAAUGUAAGCAGAGAUCAUAUUCAUGAAAUCUUCUCAACUUAUGGCACCGUAAAAGCUGUGGAGUUUCCCAUGGACAGACUGCAUCCUCAUAAUGGGCGAGGGUAUGCUUAUGUGGAAUUCAGCAACCCCGAUGAAGCCGAAAACGCUAUGAAGCAUAUGGAUGGAGGUCAGAUCGACGGUCAAGAGAUCACAGCGGCGCCCGUGUUGGUGCCGUCCCGUCCGAGACGGCCUUCGCCUCGUCCGCCGCCACGACACGCUCCGCCGAGACGACACUCCCCACCACGGUACCGUCGUCGUAGUCCUCCGCGGCGUCGCUCUCCUCCUCGUCGUCGUCGGUCUCGAUCACGUUCCCCGCGCGUCGCCCCCCGCAGACGACGCUCAAGGUCCUCCUCAUCUUCCUCCCGGUAGACAUACACACACAUGCUUAUGCCCUUAUUACGAUACACACUGCCACAUACAACAAUAACACUGAUAUACAGUCCUGACUUGACAAUAUGAAACAAUAGACAGUGUAUUUCUUCACUCCAGUUUUUCCACAUUGUUGAUAUUGUAGAAUGUGAGACCUCAAAUUGUUUACACAGAUCAACACUGUUUUCUCCAUUUUUCAGUCUCGAAGUAAUGUCCACUUUUUCUAUAACAGUAAAAAUACGUCUUGGAGCCAUAUUUGGAAGCUUGAGAAACAUUUUUUACUCACUGGAAUUUGCUAGCUAACCGAUUCAUAAUUUUAACUUCCUGUAUGUGCUAAGCAAUUCUACAUGCAAACAAAGCAUUUACUUGACCAUCUACAAAUUUAAACAAAGAAUAAAAAAGCUCAAUAGUUUUAUGAAUGUUUUUUGGUGCUUUUGCCGACUCAGUCGCAAUGUUCAUAGGGGAUUUCUAGGAAUUUGUCACAAAUGGUUUAUAAAAACAAGUCGCUAUACCCGAAAUAAACGCUAUAUCAGAAGUCGCUAUUACCGAAAGAGUUUCAUACGAAAGUAUGCUUUAAAUUCAAGGGACGUAAGUUUGACGUCGCUGUAACCAAAAAGUCGUUAUUAAUGAAAUCCACUGUACCCUAAAACUGAAGUCAACAGAUUCACACAUCACACCCGACAUUCCAGAUACUUAUAGGUGAGUAUACAGUCAAUACACAGAUUAGUUUUAUAGUCAAAUGAGGGCCGGAAGAGGUAAGUAUGAUUUUGUAAAUAUGGUAAAUUAAUUACAAUAGGAACAUUGACUUGAUGAUUUAAUUAUUUGUUUCUUGUUAUAAAAGCUUGCAAAAUGGAAACUGACCAGAGUGAGUGAUCAGUGCAAAAUAAACUAGACGUAUUAUGACAGUGCAGUGAUUUAUGUAUCUUAGUAAUUUGUUUUGUAACAAUAAAUGGAUUUUGUUUAUAAAUUCCGAAACGAA
Molecule: messenger RNA, 2008 nt
Organism: Danaus plexippus (monarch butterfly)
Lineage: Eukaryota; Metazoa; Arthropoda; Insecta; Lepidoptera; Nymphalidae
Product: RNA-binding protein with serine-rich domain 1-A-like
Exons: 7
Coding region: 151-1029 (292 amino acids)
Biological process (GO): mRNA splicing, via spliceosome
Cellular component (GO): cytoplasm; ASAP complex; nucleoplasm
Molecular function (GO): RNA binding
Source: RefSeq, a predicted model, not a curated record